UUAAGCAUUAGCAGCUAUUAAUGCAACUGAUACAAUCACAGUUUUAUUAAUUUUUGUAACUUGUACAAAGGAGGCAGCGUCAAUAUUUUCUACUUAUUUAUUAACCGCUGUGCACGUGUUUUCUGGCAUAUGCCAUAUUUUAUUGCGUGCCAGAAGGAUGACAUACCAGGUUUUAUCCCUUGCCAUGCCAGUGGCAACGCCAGAGGCACUUGCCAGUGCCAGGUUUUACACCCUGCCGGGCAACAACGGCCUGCACUCGCAACAACAUGGAUCCAUCCAGCGCUAAUCGGCGAGAAGUGCUGGGCGACGCUCUCUUCAUGAUAAGAUUUCCGCUGCUGACUCCUUUGCAGUUUACUGACGCAGCCAAGAAUGGUUUGCUGACUAAGGAGGAAAUCUCCAGCAUCGUCACGUACCACAAUGCCACCAUGAAACCGUCCCUUCUGUUUUCCGCGGAAUAUCGCACGGGAACACAAGCGCUGAAGCCGCUAACGCUCGGCUACGGAGAGGACGUCUUCGUCCGUACUCGUACCAAAGAGGGCAUAUUGUGUUGGAAACCAACCCGGAUUACCGGAUUUAAUUCCGGUCAGCUGUGGUUUGUGUGGUGUAACAGGGAAUAACCCGCCCCGGUAACGCCGGACAAGGUGGUACGGGCUGUGAUAUUCUAAAACGUGGCCAGCCUUUGAAUGUGCGCACUUCCGUCGAAUCGAAUUAUAAGAGUGGAACGUACUACGGCAUGGCGGGUAACCAGCACCGGGUCUUCUGCCCCGGAGAGAACAUCGUUGUUUGGUUCUACAAUCUGAUGCUUUGCGACCAUCAGGUCGUGUCAUGGAAGAGACCAUGGGAAAAUCUAAAAUUUAUCGCCGAGAGUGUAUAA
This is a messenger RNA of Paramacrobiotus metropolitanus, 874 nucleotides long. RefSeq names its product BTB/POZ domain-containing protein 6-B-like. NCBI's taxonomy places the organism in Eukaryota, Metazoa, Tardigrada, Eutardigrada, Parachela, Macrobiotidae. The coding region runs from base 267 to 617 and encodes 116 amino acids. Gene Ontology annotation, cellular component: cytosol. The record is from RefSeq and is a predicted model, not a curated record. The transcript is spliced from 2 exons. Gene Ontology annotation, biological process: neurogenesis.